ACAUCCUCGUUUCAACUCAACAAACAGGAAUUGUAAGAACAUCCAGCUCCGCCACCUCACCGCCCCUACCCAAACUGAACCUACGAGGAUUUGAAUGGACAUGCAGUGUGUUACUGUACUGCAUCCAUUCGGCGCCUGCGCUGCUUCCUUACAACUGACGUCAGACCCAGCAUGGCGGUCAAGGUGAAAAUGACAAAAAGAGCCGACCCCCAUGAGUUGAAGGCAGUUUUUCUCAAGUAUGCCAGCGUGGUGGAGGAUGGGGAGAAUUACAUGACACCUAAAGACUUUGUGCAGCGUUACCUCGGUCUGGAAACGGAGCUGCAACAUAACCCUAAGACAGUGGGCCUGAUCGCCGGAGUGGCCGACACCACCAAAGAUGGGUUGAUCUCAUUCCAGGAGUUUUUGGCCUUUGAGUCGGUUCUCUGCGCCCCCGAUGCCCUGUUCAUAAUUGCCUUUCAGCUGUUUGACAAGACCGGCACGGGGAACGUUUCUUUUGAGAAUGUACGUGACAUCUUCAGCCAGACCAGCGUGCAUCAUCACAUUCCCUUCAACUGGGACUGUGACUUCAUCAGGCUACACUUUGGCCAUAAGAGAAGCAAGAACCUCAGCUACACAGAAUUCACCGAGUUUCUGCAGGAGCUACAGCUGGAGCACGCCCGCCAGGCUUUCGCCCAAAAAGACAAAGAGAAAAUUGGCACCAUCACGGCUUUGGACUUCAGCGACAUCAUGGCCACCAUCAGGCACCACAUGCUGACUCCAUUCGUGGAGGAGAAUCUGGUUUCUGCGGCCGGAGGCGGUACCUCCCACAUGGUGAGUUUCUCCUACUUCAACGCCUUCAACGCCCUCCUCAACAACAUGGAGCUGAUCCGCAAGAUCUACAGCACCCUCGCCGGCGCCUAUAAAGACACGCUGGUCACCAAAGAGGAGUUUGUCCACGCUGCCAUUAAGUUUGGUCAGAUCACUCCAAUGGAGAUCGACAUCCUGUACCAACUCGCCGGUCUCCACACUCCCUCGGGGCGGCUGAACCACAGCGACAUCGAGAGGAUAGCCCCGCUGGAAGGAGAGAUGCCUUACCACCAUGCCGAGGUCCAGAGACAGCAUACUCCUGAAUCGUCCCGGCCCAUUUGGCUCCAGGUCGCGGAAUCCGCCUACAGGUUCACUCUGGGCUCAAUUGCUGGAGCCACGGGUGCCACCGCUGUGUAUCCCAUCGACCUGGUCAAGACUCGCAUGCAGAACCAGCGCUCCACGGGCUCCUUGGUGGGCGAGCUCAUGUACAAGAACAGCUUCGACUGCGCCAAGAAAGUACUGCGCUACGAGGGCUUCUUUGGAUUCUACCGAGGACUCCUCCCGCAGCUCAUCGGCGUGGCCCCGGAGAAAGCCAUCAAACUCACGAUGAAUGAUUUAGUCAGAGACAAGUUCACCAAACAAGAUGGUUCCGUCCCUCUGGCAGCUGAAAUCCUCGCCGGCGGAUGUGCCGGAGGCUCCCAGGUGAUUUUCACCAACCCUCUGGAGAUCGUAAAGAUCCGCCUGCAGGUGGCCGGAGAGAUCACCACGGGCUCCAGGGUCAGCGCCCUCAAUAUUGUACGAGAACUGGGCUUCUUUGGCCUCUACAAGGGAGCUAAAGCCUGCUUCCUGAGGGAUAUCCCCUUUUCGGCCAUCUACUUCCCCGUGUACGCCCACACCAAACAGAUGCUUGCGGACGACACGGGAGAAGUGGGGGCGCUACAGCUGCUCACUGCUGGAGCCAUUGCAGGCGUCCCCGCAGCAUCGCUGGUGACCCCCGCCGAUGUCAUCAAGACGAGACUGCAGGUGGCGGCCCGAGCCGGCCAGACCACGUACAGCGGAGUGAUCGAUUGCUUCAGGAAGAUCCACAAGGAGGAAGGCUUCAGGGCCUUUUGGAAGGGCGCCGCAGCUCGGGUCUUCCGAUCUUCACCACAGUUCGGCGUCACCUUGGUGACCUACGAACUGCUGCAGAGAUGGCUUAGUAUCGACUUUGGCGGCCAUCACCCGGCGGGAUCCCACCCCACCCCCAAAUCGACAGACCUUCCUCCCAUUAGUGCCGACCACGUGGGCGGAUACCGUAUGGCGGCCGCCACGUUUGCGGGCGUGGAGCGAAAGUUUGGCCUUCACCUGCCCAAGUUUCAAGAUUCCGGAGCGGCGGCCGCCAAAGCAUCAACACUGUGAGCUGCGACGUGGACUCAGAGAGUUGCUUCCUCCUGCAAAAUGGGUUCAAGUGACUUCAUUUGAAAAUGCUGCAUGAAAAUAGCUUUUUUUUGGGAGGGAGGGGGUGUUUAUUUUGCAAAGCUUGCACAAUUUGCACAUACUGUACUUCUUUUUAGAGGAACAUUAUGACAAUACAAAAGAUUGUGACUGCACUUUGAUCGUAUGCCAAAGCGCUUGAGUGGUGUUGGUGCAUGUGUCUGCAAUGUACAGAUUUUAAAAGUGUUUAUUUUCAUCCGGGGCAAUUGUUUCAAAUUUAUUUAUUUUAUUGGAAUAAAUAGUUUCAAAACUGUU
Hippocampus zosterae (dwarf seahorse) is the source of this 2514-nucleotide messenger RNA. RefSeq names its product electrogenic aspartate/glutamate antiporter SLC25A12, mitochondrial-like. Lineage: Eukaryota; Metazoa; Chordata; Actinopteri; Syngnathiformes; Syngnathidae. The coding region runs from base 172 to 2184 and encodes 670 amino acids. Gene Ontology annotation, molecular function: L-glutamate transmembrane transporter activity; calcium ion binding; L-aspartate transmembrane transporter activity. The transcript has 18 exons. The record is from RefSeq and is a predicted model, not a curated record. Gene Ontology annotation, biological process: aspartate transmembrane transport; malate-aspartate shuttle; L-glutamate transmembrane transport.